Molecule: messenger RNA, 609 nt
Organism: Loa loa (African eye worm)
Lineage: Eukaryota; Metazoa; Nematoda; Chromadorea; Rhabditida; Onchocercidae
Exons: 6
Coding region: 13-609 (198 amino acids)
Source: RefSeq, a predicted model, not a curated record
CUUCUAUGGAACAUGUGCAAAACAGCAGGAUUUAUGGCGAUCGUCUUCAUGAUUAUUAUUGCCGAUAUAAUAAUUGUGACUAGUUUAAUGCGACGAUGCAAAUGUGACGAAGAUGACGAAUGCCGGGAGCAAGCAUUGAAUUCGCUGGAUAAUUGCUCCAGUGACUGUGGCUAUAACUUGGCUCCUAUUGGCGGUGAUAUACAAGACAUGGUAGAUUGUUUUGGCAAGCAAGGGCCAGCUAUUCAAGCUGAAGAAAUCUGCUUAAGACAAAAAAUUGAUUACAAAUGUGAUAAUUGGUCUCAGCCCACAUUCAUCAAUGAAAUUAACUUCGAUAAUUUGGAGUUUACGUUCAAUGAGACAACAAAACCGAUUGUUGGUCCACUUAUGCAAAAAAUAUAUGACAGUUUAAAUGCUAUAUUCAAAUGUGGCCAUGAUUUGACGAAUCGCGAAACACUCAUCAGUUUCGCAAAGGAUUGCGUUGGAGCUUAUUCGCUAUUCUACAUUGAACAAAUACAAGCUUGUCAUUGUCUUCUUCAUAAACUUCAUCUCACGAAACUGAUAGGAGCAUGUGUCCAUAUCGGAAAUCCGUUCUUGAAAGGAUUCAAAUAA